AUGCCACCCCCAGUGGAGGAGUGGUCCGAUGAGGAGUCGGGUGACAUUCCUUUCACCACCGCCCCAGAAACCAAGGAAGCUACAAAAAAUGUGGAAGAAGAAGAUGAGGAUGAGGACGACGACGACGACGACGAAGAAGAAGAGGGAGUCUUCGUCGUUGAGGAGAUCAAGAAACACCGAUAUGAAGUUGAUGGUACUCUCUUUUUAUUUGUGAAAUGGAAGGGCUGGCCAGCGAUCAAAGACCAUACCUGGGAGCCUGAAAUCGGACUGAAGGAUGGUGCUGAGGAUGUGCUGGAUGCGUAUUACAAGAAGAUCGGCGGUAGACCCGACAAGCCAGCCGAGAAGCCAGCCGAGAAGGGAGCUAAGGGCCCCGGAAGAAAGCGCAAGUCAAUGGCUGAGAAGAAGGAGAAACCAGCUGCCACACCGACCGAGAUUAAGAGGCGUCGCCAAUCCGCGCCAAAGAACGAGUCCAAGGACGACGUCAAGGCUGACGCAAACACCCCGGCAGCGAGUGAAGACGACGAGCCAUCCGACUGGGUGCCCAAGAGCCAAAACUGGGACAAGGAAGUUCAAUCAGUGGAUACAAUUAUUCGCGAUGCUAAUGAUCAAGAGCUUUAUGCUCUACUACUCUGGACCAAUGGAAAACGGUCGCGAAUUCACAUCCAGAGUUGUUAUGAGAGGUGCCCGAUGAAGAUGCUCAAAUUUUACGAGAAGCACUUGGUUUUCAAGGACGGUUGA
Penicillium cosmopolitanum is the source of this 738-nucleotide messenger RNA. Its product is annotated as chromo domain-containing protein. Bases 1 to 738 code for a protein of 245 amino acids. Gene Ontology annotation, molecular function: chromatin binding. Gene Ontology annotation, biological process: chromatin organization; negative regulation of transcription by RNA polymerase II. Gene Ontology annotation, cellular component: nucleus; pericentric heterochromatin. The transcript is spliced from 6 exons. The record is from RefSeq and is a predicted model, not a curated record. NCBI's taxonomy places the organism in Eukaryota, Fungi, Ascomycota, Eurotiomycetes, Eurotiales, Aspergillaceae.